UGCUGGUCCCACAGUGUGACCUGGGUCCCUGUACGGCCUCCCAUUGCUUCCACUCUGCCAUGUGCCACUUUGAAAGGUCUCCUCACACUCCUGCGGUUGUCCAUUUUGUCAUAGGUUGCUGGCAGAUUACAGGCCUUCCAUAGGUGCCGCCAGGCCCCAUAUCGGCCAUGGGCCCCCGUACCGCCUGGUCACGCUGCUGCUGGUCCCCACAGUGUGACCUGGGUCCCUGUACGGCCUCCCAUUGCUUCCACUCUGCCAUGUGCCACUUUGAAAUCUCCUCACACUCCUGCGGUUGUCCAUUUUGUCAUAGGUUGCUGGCAGAUUACAGGCCUUCCAUAGGUGCCGCCAGGCCCCAUAUCGGCCAUGGGCCCCCGUACCGCCUGGUCACGCUGCUGCUGGCCCACAGUGUG
Molecule: messenger RNA, 410 nt
Organism: Staurois parvus
Lineage: Eukaryota; Metazoa; Chordata; Amphibia; Anura; Ranidae
Source: the annotation of a GenBank genome assembly